CCAUUUAAUUCUUUUCACUUCCGCUUUUAUCUCUCAUUCUCUCUCAUCUCCUCUCUCUCUCUCUCUUCGGCUCGCCUUCCGCUUACGUCGAAGCUAAAAGGUGUCUCCUCCUCCUCCUCCUCCUCUUAACGGCCACUUUAAACUGCCGUGGCUGGUACUCCGCGUGAAUUUUCGAAGGCCGACGACGAGUUUGUUUCCUGUCCGAUGCUUUGAUUGAGCUCACGGAGGUUUCAAUGAUGGCUAUUGAUGAUCAAAAGUCAACGUCCGAUGGAAAGGUUUGGGGUUUUUUGAAGCAAACGUUUCGGCAUUCCGCUAGUGGCGCUACUACUUCGUAUCGUACCUCUCAUCAGACUCAUCCGCCUGUGGAGAGGACAAAUCCUCACACCUCCGCCUCUGUCUCCUCCGUUGCUAGGUCGCUGCUUCCUACCCGGCGCCGGCUCAAGCUCGAUCCAUCGAAUAAGCUUUUCUUUCCUUAUGAACCUGGCAAGCAGGUCAGGAGUGCCAUUGGAAUAAAAAAUACAAGCAAAUCUUAUGUUGCAUUCAAGUUCCAAACCACUGCACCAAAAAGUUGCUUCAUGCGUCCUCCUGGUGCUAUUCUUGCCCCUGGAGAGAGCCUCAUAGCCACUGUGUUCAAGUUUGUUGAGGUUCCCGAAAACAACGAGAAACCCGUGGAUCAAAAGAACAACAGGGUUAAGUUUAAAAUUAUGAGCUUGAAGGUGAAAGGACAAAUGGAUUAUGUGCCUGAACUGUUUGAUGAGCAGAAGGACCAAGUGUCUAUAGAACAGAUACUGCGGGUUGUUUUCCUGGAUCCAGAGCGUCCUAAUGCUGCUUUAGAAAAAUUGAAGCGCCAAUUAGCGGAGGCCGAUGCUGCACUUGAGGCGCGCAAGAAACCAGCAGAAGAAACAGGUCCAAAAAUAAUUGGAGAAGGGCUGGUGAUAGAUGAAUGGAAAGAAAGGAGGGAAAGAUAUCUGGCGAAACAACAAGUUGAAGGCGUAGACUCUGUAUAGAUUUGGUUUCAGUUUUCCGGGUAUGCUUCUGUAAUUUGAAAGGGAUUUCCAAAUGAAUUCUAGCCUUAAAUAGUCGUGUUGUAAUCUUUUUGGUAUAUUAUCCAAAAUAUUGUUUAGGUGAAAGUGAGGUUAUUUUAUUUCCAUUGAAAGAAACCCAACCCCCCCGAGGUCAAGUCGUGUAAUUUGAGACACCCACUGGGAAAUUACUCUUUUAUAUGUAGAUAAAGAUAAUGUCAUUUCUUUCGUU
This is a messenger RNA of Cucurbita pepo subsp. pepo (vegetable marrow), 1254 nucleotides long. RefSeq names its product vesicle-associated protein 4-2. Lineage: Eukaryota; Viridiplantae; Streptophyta; Magnoliopsida; Cucurbitales; Cucurbitaceae. The record is from RefSeq and is a predicted model, not a curated record. Gene Ontology annotation, biological process: endoplasmic reticulum membrane organization. Gene Ontology annotation, cellular component: plasma membrane; endoplasmic reticulum membrane.